CCCAAAAAGACAGAAGACAAAUCUUCGUGGCGAAUGGCGAAACUCUGUUAAAACGACGAAAUCCUAACGAAACUGAGCCGAAACCUGGUAAAAGCAAAAUCCGUCGAAUAUUAACUUCCCCAGCAAAAAGCCCUGAACGA
Molecule: messenger RNA, 140 nt
Organism: Dentiscutata erythropus
Lineage: Eukaryota; Fungi; Glomeromycota; Glomeromycetes; Diversisporales; Gigasporaceae
Source: the annotation of a GenBank genome assembly